AUGGCCGGCCGCGAGGUAGGCGACUGCGGCGGAGAGGGAGAGGAGCCGCCGGCCCGUGAGCUCCCCGACGACAUCACGGACGAGAUCCUGCUCCGCCUGCCGUCGCGCUCCGCGCUGGCGCGCGCCGCGGUGGCGAGCUGCGCGUUCCGCGCGCGCGUCUCCUCCCUGCGCUUCCUCCGCCGCCACCGCUCGCUGCACCGAUUGGACCCCGGCUCGCUCCUCGGGGUCUUCACGUUCCCCCUCGUCCCCGACGGCGCGCGCGGCGGCGGCGGCACGGGCUUCCACCCCGCCGAGCCGCCGCACCCGGCGGCGUCCGCCGCCAGCGCCGUCGCCGCCGCGGCCGACUUCUCCUUCGGCUUCCUCCCGGCCGCGGCGGCGGACCCCUCCGCCGCGGCUGGGUCUGAGGCGACCGCGACGGCCGAGUGGAUGGUCCGGGACUACCGCGACGGCCGGUUCCUCCUCGACCGCGUGCCGGCGGCCACCGGGAGCACCGUCUUCACCGAACUCGCCGUCUGCGACCCGCUGUCCCGCCGCUACGUCCUGCUCCCACCCAUCCCGGACGACCUCGCCGACACCGUCCACAGCGUGCUCACCGUCUUCGGCGGCCGCCGCGCGUGCGAGCCCUUCCUCGCGCCCGCCGAGGCCGCGGACGCGGACCCGCCCCUCACCGUGUUCUGGACGGCCCGCUCCCCGAGGAAGAUGAUCGCCUUCGCCUUCUCGUCGCGCGACGGCCGGUGGCGCGCGCUCGAGUCGCCGCACUGCUUCGUCUGGCGCAGGCACCGCUCCCCGUUCAGCUGCCCCAUCAGCGCCGUCUGGAACCGCCGCCACUACGCGCACGGCCGCUUCUACUGGGUGGACUGCCUCACCAGCCGCUGGCUCGUGCUCGACGCGCGCACCAUGGAGCUCUCCCUCGAGGUCAUCCCGUCGCCGGCCGGCUACUGGGAGGAGCACGUCGCCGUCGUGGAGGCUCCGGACGGGAAGCUGGGCGUCUUCGCACACGGCUUCCACCACCCCGGCGGCAAAGCCAAUCUGCACUACUAUACGAUCGUGCACGACACGGAAGCCGGCGGCAGCGACGCGCGGCGGUGGCAGCUGGAGAAGACGAUCCCGCUGCCGUGGCCGUCAGACCACCGCCCUUUCUGCCUCCGGGGCACGGGCAACGGGUGCGUCAUCAUUGAAGUCAGCGAGGAAAAACCAGUAUUCAUGGCGAGCCACCGCGUCAGGGACGCUGAGCUCUUCAAGAUCGACGUCAAGAGUUUCCAGCUCCAGAAGAUCUGCCGGGCACGGUGCGCCGGCAGCGCUGCCGGCGAGUGCUGCUGGCCAUACUUUGGUUUCCCGCCAUCGCUGUCGUUGCCCACUGUGUGA
Messenger RNA from Miscanthus lutarioriparius, 1365 nucleotides. The record is from the annotation of a GenBank genome assembly. Lineage: Eukaryota; Viridiplantae; Streptophyta; Magnoliopsida; Poales; Poaceae.